AUUUUGUGCUCUGAGUUUUCAAAUUUCUCUCCUUUUUCUAGCAGCGUGGAAAGAAAAGCAUUACCACAUGUAAGAGCUGCUUCACUCUGAAAUGUUCUUGAUCUGCAUGUGUACAGUGGAUGUGAUGGAUUUCUGAAAGUGCCAGCCCAACAAGAUGCACACACGUGUUCAGGAGACAGGAGAGCAGACAGAAAGCUGGAGUUUGGAGUGUGUGUUGCUGCGCAGUGAUUGAUGCCGCUUGCUUGGGGACAGGCUGUUUCCAUGUGUCACCUUCAGGAGAUGGCCUCUUCUAAGUCUUUGAUGAACCUUCUGACCUUCACUUUCGGCUCAGCAAUAGGAUUUUUUGUCUGCUACCUUCUGUUCAGCAUUAUACUAGAAGAACAGGUUAAGAUCCAGCCUCAUGUUCUUCACAAUGAUCCACAUGGUCAGCACUCAGCAGAUACUGACAACAAUCAGCUGCAAGGACAAAUGAAUUUCAAUGCAGAUGCUGGACAGCAUAAAGAUGAGGAUAAAAAUAUUGCAGAAGGACUGUAUCACAAAGUGAAAAUACUGUGUUGGGUCAUGACUGGACCUCAAAAUCUAGAAAAGAAAGCCAAGCAUGUUAAGGCCACUUGGGCCCAACGCUGUAAUAAAGUACUUUUUAUGAGCUCUGAGGAAAAUAAAGACUUCCCAGCUGUGGGCCUAGAAACCAAAGAAGGCAGGGAUCAACUGUACUGGAAGACUAUUAAAGCUUUUCAAUAUGUAUAUGACCAUUAUUUUGAUGAUGCUGAUUGGUUUAUGAAAGCAGAUGAUGAUACAUAUGUUAUAUUGGACAAUUUGAGAUGGCUUCUUUCAAAAUACAGUCCUGACCAGCCAAUAUACUUUGGGAGAAGGUUUAAGCCUUAUGUGAAACAGGGCUACAUGAGUGGAGGAGCAGGAUAUGUUCUGAGCAAAGAAGCUCUGAAGAGAUUUGUUGCUGCAUUUAAAACAAACAAAUGCACUCACAGUUCCUCUAUUGAAGAUCUGGCACUAGGAAAAUGCAUGGAGAUCAUCAAUGUGGAAGCAGGAGAUUCUAGGGAUACGAGUGGCAGAGAAACCUUUCAUCCGUUCGUUCCAGAACAUCACUUAAUCAGAGGAUACCUACCAAAAACAUUCUGGUACUGGAACUACAAUUACUAUCCUGCUGUAGAGGGUCCUGGAUGCUGCUCUGAUCUAGCAGUUUCAUUCCACUAUGUUGACUCUGUGACUAUGUAUCAUUUGGAAUAUUUGAUUUAUCAUCUUCGUCCGUAUGGGUAUUUGUAUAGGUACAAUCCUGAUUCAUCAAAGAAUCCAGAAGAGCAGAGCAAAAAUGAAGCACUUGAGAAUGAUCAAAAGCUAAAGCAAAAAUCUUCUGAGAGCUAAUUGGAGUUUGAAAAAGCCAAAAAGAAGGCAGUACCAUGAGUAAGAGUCUUCUCAAACUUGUGCAUGAAGCUUGCGGACUGAAAUGACUCCUGGCGAUUCUUAUUUCAAAAAUCAAGUUGGCAGCACUUCCAGUCACCCUGUGUACAGUAGAGUCUGGUGCUGGCUCUGACUGCUUGGGAUGUGACCUUGCAGCUCUGCCCACAAAGAUUUGGGGCCCUAAAGCUGUGAAUUUGGAGGUUGCUCUGCUACAAUAAUAUUUGGGAGAAUUUGUAUGAAAAUCAUAGUGGACAGGUUCAGAGAUGAUCGUACCCCAUUUCUGUUCUCCUCUAUUUCCUUUCCAUUAAGUCAGUUCUAAUACUAGAAAUUGGAUGCUGCCCAGUCAAACUGAUCAUGAUGACUUUCUGAAAUAUUCUCAACCUCUUGAAGUUACUUUCUGUAUCUUGCCCUAAAAGUAAGGCAGAGACAUGGAAUUAGAUUCUCCAGUCUGCUUUGCCUUAACAACAGAGUGGCAGAAUUUCACCCACAAGAUUAAUCUGAAUUGUUUGAGAAACAGAAUUCACUGCUAUGAAUUACUUAUAAAGUUUUAAAUUCUGUUGUGGAAAACAAUAUCAAGUUUUCAGGGAGGAAUAUUUUUCUGGAGAGAAACCAGAAACAGCUGCUGUAGUUUAAAUUGCUGAGGUGAUGCAAGCUGCUUACAUAUUUGCCUGUGGCUCUUUUAAUUUUUUUCAGUUUUAUUAACUUAUCCUUUUGGUUGAAUGGAUAUAAAAAUUCAUCUUAGCAUUUCUCAGCCUAAGGUAGAUGCUUUUGAAAAUAAAAGUCUGUUUUCUAUUCUUUCAUCCCACCGGCCACAUAAACUAGGAAGAAUAGGAUCUUAGUGAAGUUGCAUUGUAACAACUUGGUUUCAGCCACUAUUAUAAUUAGUUUGUUUCCAUUUUAAUUUUCACUAGAGGUUAAAAUCCUCAGAUCGAGAAAUGUCCUAUUUUAAAAUUGCACCAAAGCCAGUUUAUUUGGUUGAAGUACUUAAUUUCACUUUUCUGAACAUUUUUUUCUUCCACUUUAAAAUUUUUUUCUGUAUCUGCUUCUUGUUACCUUUUUCAGCAUAAAGUGUUAAAUGAUCCUUUUUUUUACUGUUUUUGGAGCUGAAGUGCAUAGUUAUUCAUGUAAGCAGGCCUGAAUGCAGGAAUCUUUCAAAGUGCAUUAACUUUUUCCACUACUUCAUAAGUAUCUCUGCCUUUUAACUGGAAACACUUUCUUGGGGAGGGACAAAACAGUUGUUUUAAUUACUGAUUUUUUUUUUUUUUUUUUCUCAGAGAUCAAAUGUAUGUUUUCUAGAGUUAAUAUAAAACCUUCUGGUUUUCUCCUUUUCAAAUUGAGUGAAUAGCAGUAUGGAGAAUGGGAUUAAGCGUGACAUGUUGUGUUUUAUUCCACACUUGAACAGAAGUUUCUUCAUCUUUGUUAUUUUUCACUUUCAUCAUAUUGAUGAAUUUGGACAUAACCUAAUUACCUCCAGUCUUUGUUUUUAAAAGGGCACAUAGUGGUAGCAGACAGCCUUAUUUACUACUGCUGGUCCUUCAGGAUGUUCCUGGAAGAUGAUGUUACCAUAAAGUACUGGAUUUUUUUUUUCCAAAGGUAGUUCUAGUACAGAUUGGAGUUCUUUCUGUUGUCCAACAGUAAAGUCAUUACUUUCUUUCUGAGCAUUGCUCUGCAGCAUGGUGGUAAUUACUGAAACAGCUCAUGGUGUUGAAAUGCUGCAUGCAUCUUCUCUGCCUGAAUGUAGGCUGAGCUCAUCUAUCAGGUAUUGGUUAAAUAGUUCCUGCAGGGGUAAAUCUGUUGGUCUUUAUGAGCAGCACUGCUUCUGAAGUACUGAUAGGGACACAAGCUUUAUUUUAUGUUAAUUCACUUAAGUAGACCAUUAAAACUGCAUUGGUUAAAGAAAGGAGAAAGUCUCCAGUUUGCUGUAGUCAGAGGGAUGCUUGUCCAGAGGACAGUGGAUGUUAACAUGCUGAAAGGUGCUUCCUUCUAUGAGCUAAAUGUUUAUCCCACAUGCAGCACAAACCAAUUGUAUUGUGAAAUCCAUAUGGAAUUGAUAACUCAAAUAGCAUUGUUCAAACAAGCAGUUAAAAUAUUCAGGAAUACUUAAAGAAGUUACAAAAUGAAAUUGAGAUCCCAACCUAAUCUCUUUGUAAAUUCAGCCCAUGUAAAAGAUCUGUUGAGCUACUGUACAGUUCCUUUAUUUCUUUCUUCUUCAGUUCAUCCAUGGGGAUUUAAAGAUUUUCUACCACAACAGGCAGAACUAAUCCUGCAUAUUUUCUGCAGAUUUGUGUCGUGUGUUUGCCCUGUGCUGUCCUGUGAAGCAUUUCCUCUUCAUGUUCCUUACUGCCCUGACUAUCCUGUGUCUGGCUUUCCAGUUUCACCCAGCAUGUCUCAGGUGGACAGGAGGAAGGAGGAUAUUUGAACUCCACACAGGUUGUUUGCUGGGAUAACAAGGUAAACCAGCCACUGCUGAGCUCAGGGUGAAGCCUUUUCUCAGCAGCAGUUCUAGUUCAUAUCUGCUGCCCAGCUGAGGCUUGUGGGUUUAGCAGAGCAGGGUGGGAAUAUCCCCUUCCACAAAAUGUGCAGGACCACAGAGAGACUGGAAAAGUAAAGGAGCAAGUUCCCUUUCUGAAGGGAGUAAGACUAAGGACAUACUACCUUAUGAGAAAUGGUGGCCUGUCUGGAGAAAUAAACAGCCUUUUCUUCAAAUGUCAGUUUUUGUUUUAAAGUGUCCUUGUGCAUAGGCCUCUGAAUCUGUUUCUUUUGCCUUUAUAACAGCACUGCAAAGAAUUAGUUUUCUUUCCAGACAAGCUAGAAAAGUAUCAGGUUUUACAUUCUGUGAUUAUAACAGAGACCUGUUGUUCUCUGUUGAAUUGUAUUGCCGUAACCAUGAGCUGAUACCUCUGAAAUAAUUGGUUUCUAUCUCACUGCCUUCAGAAGCCUCAGUGGAAUAAGGUUGGAAUAUGAACAGUAUAAUGUUCAUGUACAAUAUUGUUGUUGUUAUGUUUCUAGAGUCCCAUAAUGUUGUUACCGUAUUUCUAAACUCCCAUACCUCCUCAGUGUUUUCUUAUGGCUGCAAAUCUUCACAGCACAGACUCCUUCUUCUGCAUGCAUUUCCUUCUUAGGGCUCCUCCAAGGCUCUCCCUGACCAGCCAGCCCACCCCCUUUUAUCCCAGUUAUCUUCACUACCACAGCUGCCGCCCACUGAAGGACACUGCAGCUGCAGCCCAUCAACAACAGCCAGGACCUACCAGGCAAGGCCUAUAUACAGAUAUUGAAGUACAAUACUGAUAUUUUACUAGGACUCAAAAGCCACCUAUACUAUACAAUAUUACACUAAUAUUAGUAGUCUGCUAUUUCACUCUCAGGUCUUUGUGCUUUGAGAAAGUAUUUGCUGAGUUUGAGAAUUUUUGCAGCCCAAGGAGACUGUAUUUCAGAUGGAGAGACUUCCUGAGGCACAGCUACAUGGGCUUACUUAGGCCAUGCAGAUUAUUUCUCUGUGGUUUGGUUUCUGAAAGAUGUUUCUUGAUUUUCUAAAACCUAAAAGCUUUCCUUGGCACCACAGUGAUUUAAAUUACCCAUCUAAAAUUUUUGAACUAUUUUCUUGAAAUUGCUAGGCAGUAUAUGUGGGAGUGUCCCCAUGUGUGACAGAAUAACAUUUUAACUUUGUGGUUAAGUGUGAUUUCACUUAAGAAAGUGAUUAAUAUGAUUUCACUUCAGGAAAGAUUGACAAUGGCAAGAAGUUACUUUCUGAUCACUAGUGUUAAUCAGAGGAUAGUAUUAGUGUUUGUUUGCAGAGGAGAGUAUUAAUCUUUGUUUGCAGAAAAAGAGCAAUUUUAAUCUUCUUUUACUCCCAAUUAAUUUUUGCAGUCUGUGUUAUUUAAGAGAUUACAUUCUGGUGAUUAUACCAUCUCAUUUUGUGGAAGCUCUUUUCACAGUACUUUUGCCUUUAAGGACACUGUCUUUGCUUUGCUUUGGUGGGGGUGUAUAUUAAAAAUCACUUUUUCAGCUGUUACCAUUUGAUCUGUCAUGCUUGCAGAAGUAUAAAUGUCAGUAUUUAAGUAGCUGAUAGACCUGUUAUAAAUGCUUUGUUAUCUGAGCAGGGUGUUUUGUCUUUGUAUGACAGAAAAGUGUGGGUUAUUUCUCUACUGUACCUGUUACUGAUGCUGAUAGUGCACGCACAGAUAAAAAUAGACCCCUCAAUACAGGACCACUGGGAAAGGCAGUCUUUGUCUUUUUUCUGUCAAGAAAUCUUCUGUGGAACUCCAAAAGUGUAAUUUGCUUUGUUUUACCAUAUUGUAUUUAAAAUACUCCACAAAUGUUGUUAAUAGUCUAAAAGAAUUAAAUAUUGCUGCUGGACAGUAUGCUCCACUUAAAACCUGUGAAUGUUUCACUUUGCAAUUAUAGAUACUUGUGUUCCUAAUGGCAGAUAAAAGUUGGUGAUUUGUCUGGAAUGGUCACCAUAUGGAUUUGUUUCUUAAAUACCUUCUUUGAAGUGCCUUUGACCAAUUUUUAGCAUCAAAAUUAAGUUGAGAAUUGAAUAAAUAAAAUAAGUUAUC
This is a messenger RNA of Zonotrichia leucophrys gambelii, 5972 nucleotides long. It is a transcript of the gene C1GALT1, whose product is annotated as core 1 synthase, glycoprotein-N-acetylgalactosamine 3-beta-galactosyltransferase 1. The record is from RefSeq and is a predicted model, not a curated record. Gene Ontology annotation, molecular function: N-acetylgalactosaminide beta-1,3-galactosyltransferase activity. Gene Ontology annotation, cellular component: membrane. NCBI's taxonomy places the organism in Eukaryota, Metazoa, Chordata, Aves, Passeriformes, Passerellidae. The transcript has 4 exons. The coding region runs from base 232 to 1380 and encodes 382 amino acids.